Molecule: messenger RNA, 2688 nt
Organism: Bufo gargarizans (Asiatic toad)
Lineage: Eukaryota; Metazoa; Chordata; Amphibia; Anura; Bufonidae
Gene: DLG4
Product: discs large MAGUK scaffold protein 4
Exons: 18
Coding region: 1-2022 (673 amino acids)
Biological process (GO): AMPA glutamate receptor clustering; chemical synaptic transmission; postsynaptic neurotransmitter receptor diffusion trapping
Cellular component (GO): postsynaptic density membrane; neuron projection; neuromuscular junction
Molecular function (GO): kinase binding
Source: RefSeq, a predicted model, not a curated record
AUGUUCAAGGUGGCCGCCCCCAUAAUCAUGUUCAAGGUGGCCGCCCCCGAUAAUCAUGGUAACUCAGGGUUGGGGUUCAGCAUUGCAGGAGGAACUGAUAACCCACAUGUGGGAGAUGACCCCAGCAUAUUCAUCACCAAGAUCAUUCCAGGUGGAGCAGCUGCUCAGGAUGGACGGCUCAGAGUAAAUGACAGUAUCCUAUUUGUGAAUGAGGUGGAUGUGCGUGAGGUGACACACAGCACUGCGGUGGAAGCUUUGAAGGAUGCAGGGUCAAUUGUCCGUCUCUACGUGAUGCGCAGGAAGCCGGCAUCUGAGAAAAUCAUUGAAAUCAAAUUGAUUAAAGGUCCAAAAGGUCUUGGAUUCAGCAUUGCUGGUGGUGUUGGUAAUCAGCACAUUCCCGGUGAUAACAGUAUAUACGUUACCAAGAUCAUUGAGGGUGGGGCUGCACACAAGGACAUGCGGCUGCAGAUUGGAGACAAGAUUCUUGCGGUUAAUCACGUCAGUCUGGAGGAUGUGAUGCAUGAAGAUGCGGUUGCAGCAUUAAAGAAUACAUCAGACAUUGUCUACCUGAAAGUCGCCAAACCAACCAACGUCUAUCUGAAUGACUCCUAUGCCCCACCCGACAUCACCACCUCCUACUCUCAGCAGCUGGACAGUGACCUGUGUCACCCAAGUUAUCUUGGCCCCGAGUAUGCUCCAAUAAUGACACCAACCUCACCCCGCAGAUACUCCCCCAUUCCCAAAGAACUUAUGGGAGAAGAAGAGGUGCCACGGGAACCUCGCAGGAUUGUCAUUCAUCGUGGCUCCACGGGGCUUGGAUUUAAUAUUGUUGGAGGAGAAGAUGGGGAAGGAAUAUUCAUCUCAUUUAUCUUGGCGGGGGGUCCGGCUGACCUGAGCGGAGCUUUACGAAAGGGGGAUCAAAUCUUGUCUGUGAAUGGGGUGGAUCUGAGAAAUGCUACUCAUGAGCAGGCGGCUCUGGCCCUCAAGAAUGCCGGGCAAACAGUCACAAUCAUUGCCCAGUACAAGCCUGAGGAGUACAGCAGGUUCGAAGCCAAGAUCCAUGACCUGAGGGAGCAGCUGAUGAACAGCAGUCUCGGCUCUGGGAGUGCAUCUCUGCACAACGCUAACGGUGGCAAGAGAGGGUUCUACAUCAGGGCUCUUUUUGACUAUGACAAGACACGGGACUGCGGCUUUCUCAGUCAAGCCCUUAGCUUCAAGUUUGGAGAUGUCCUCCAUGUUAUAGAUGCCACAGAUGACGAGUGGUGGCAGGCGAGACGGGUACAACCAGAGGGAGAAGAAGUCGGCUUCAUCCCCAGUAAGAGAAGGGUGGAGAGACGAGAAUGGUCUCGGUUAAAGGUAAAGGACCGAAGCAGCACUACUGGCUCUCAGAGCCGGGAGGACAUUGUGCUCAGUUAUGAGAUGGUUGUCCACAUGGAAGUGCACUACGCCCGUCCCAUCAUCAUUCUGGGACCUGGGAAGGAUAGGGUUAAUGACGACCUUCUGUCUGAGUUUCCUGAUAAGUUUGGCUCCUGCGUUCCUCAUACGACGCGUCCUAAACGAGAUUACGAGGUGGAUGGAAGAGAUUACCACUUUGUGUCAUCUCGAGAAAAGAUGGAAAAAGACAUUCAAGGUCAUAAAUUUAUUGAGGCUGGUCAAUACAAUGGACACCUGUAUGGGACCAGUGUGCAGAGUGUCAGAGAGGUCGCUGAGCAGGGGAAGCAUUGUAUCCUAGACGUCUCGGCUAAUGCUGUCCGACGUCUUCAGGCAGCUCAGCUUCAGCCCAUUGCCAUCUUUAUACGUCCUAAGACACUGGAAAACAUUCUAGAAAUUAACAAACGUCUAACCGAGGAACAAGCCAGAAAAACAUAUGAAAGAUCCACAAAGCUGGAGCAAGACUUUACCGAGUGCUUCUCAGCGGUGGUCGAGGGAGAAAGCUUUGAAGAGGUCUACCAUAAAAUUAAGGGGAUCAUCGAGGAUCUCUCGGGGCCCUACAUCUGGGUACCUUCCCGAGAAAGACUUUAAAACCAGCCUCCUUCUCCAGUCCCACCGUCAAAUAGCGGAGACUUCUCUCUCCUGGAGCAUUGUAUAUCUGGAGGCAAUAAGGCACUCCGGCACCUACCUGGCCUCAUGUUGCCACCCCCACCUGGAGUGCCUGAUUACUUCUGAAUGGGGCUGACAUAUCCUUCAACAGGAGACCUAAACCAUUGUGUUUCUAUAGGUUUUUCUGUAUGUUUUAUACAUGCACAAACUCUUUAUAGACCGCAACCUGGUUCUUCUGUUUUUGCUCGGCUCCUCGUGGGAGUGGUUUCCUUGUGAGCCGGCCCCUGCUGUGGGUUGAGCCUGUUGUAUAAAAAAGACUUUUAGUCCUGGUUUUUUAUCUCGCUGUCUGCGUUUAUUUUGUGCAUGCAUCUUAUACUGGUAAGGGAGGACUUUGGAAUUAAUGGACAAAUGCCCCAUUAUGCCCCCCCGCCCUUCAUCCCCACGCACAUGCCCUAAGAGCAUUGGGUAAUAUGGACAAUAAUUUCCCCUGUGAGGGGCAGUAGAUUCAUGGAUGUCUCCUUUGCUCUCAAACAAAGCCAUGGAGGGGUUAAGUGUGCAAUGUUCUGCAGGCCCUGUCACACGAGAGGUUUAUAAAGUGAAGUUCUUCAGGACAAAGAGUAAAAGAGCCGUGAGCUGUAGAGCUCGGGA